AUGUGUAAUAAAUCCCAUAGCGAAUUCUAUUCUAAGUUGGACAACUGGGUUAAACAGGAGAAAACUCGCAUUACAGUAUGUCAAUCAGUUCUCAAUAAAGCCUUUGAAACUUCUUGUCAAUCAGUAGCAGAUUUAAGAUUACGGAACUUGCAAAGCAUUAAUACUGCAUCAAUUGAGAUCAGCAGAACUUCUCUUGGAAGAUUAACGCACAGACAAAAUGGACAAAAUCAAAUGAGAUAUUCAAGAUUUCGCCUCCCAAGUAUCAAGCAACGUUUCCUUGCAGAAAUCGCUGACCUAAUUGUUAUCUUUGCUAUUAAGGUUCUAAUGAUUUACUUAUUGGUUGACGUUGAGAACUUUAAUGCAUUUCUCUAUUCACUUCCUCUGGAACUUGUUGAUUUACUUCCUGGUUAUCGCUUCGCUAAUCGAUUAAUCUCUCUUCCUUACGCAUAUUAUGAUGCUCUUCAACAAGGUGGAAAGUUUGAUUUCGAACGUUUUCAUAAAGAGGUUAUGUUCGGCAACCGAUUUGAAUCUGCGGGACUUUCUUAUUUGAUCAGCUCAGUCCUUUGGGUUAUAUUCGAGAUAUACCUUGUCAGCAAACCUGUGUUCGAUUUUGGUCCGGGAGGCUGCUCAUUUGGAAAAUAUCUACUAAAUCUCAGAAUUCUUUCCUACAAUCAUCGGGUGAAUCUGCCUGGUGCUGUGGAUUUAAAUCCCGCCGCUAAUCCUGGAGUGUUUAGGGCCAUGGUUAGAGCGGCGCUCAAAAAUACGGGCAUAUCGAUAUGGUCACCACUUCUGCAAAUUGUUUUUAAUGACGAUCCUGUGUGGUGUUAUGAUGUCUUGGCUGGAACAGUUGUUGUACAACUCCCUGAAUUGGAGCUCCCAGAGUGA
This is a messenger RNA of Rodentolepis nana, 885 nucleotides long. NCBI's taxonomy places the organism in Eukaryota, Metazoa, Platyhelminthes, Cestoda, Cyclophyllidea, Hymenolepididae. The record is from the annotation of a GenBank genome assembly.